Molecule: messenger RNA, 1044 nt
Organism: Pichia kudriavzevii
Lineage: Eukaryota; Fungi; Ascomycota; Pichiomycetes; Pichiales; Pichiaceae
Exons: 1
Coding region: 1-1044 (347 amino acids)
Cellular component (GO): cytosol
Molecular function (GO): NAD binding; hydroxypyruvate reductase [NAD(P)H] activity; glyoxylate reductase (NADPH) activity
Source: RefSeq, a predicted model, not a curated record
AUGUCAUUCUGGGAUACGGGGAAGCCCUUCAAAGUGUUGAAGCUAAGUCCAGUCUUUCAUAGUGAGCCCGCCUGGAAGAAGUUUGAGGAGGAAAACGAAAAUGUCACUAUAGUGGAAACCGAAGCAUCGACUCCACAAGAGUUUGUUUUGGAGCUGGAGAGUGGCAAGUACAAGGACCUGAACUUCAUCUCGCAUACUUGGAAAUCGGAUAUAGUCACUGGUCCGUUCAACAGAGGGCUGUUAGAGCUGAUCAAGAAGCAUACCCAGGUGAAGGGGAUUGCGCAUUCGGCUGCAGGAUACGAUAGAAUCGAUGCGGUUGCCUGUGGAGAGCUGGGGAUCCAACUAUCCAAUGUUUCGGAUGCAGUUGCGCCAGCUACUGCAGAUACGAACGUCUUCUUGAUCUUGAGUACAACAAGGAAUUUCCAGCUUGCACACGAUAGUCUAAUGAAAGGCCAAUGGAAGAAUGGAAUGAAUAUUGGAAUGUCCAUCCAACAUGCAACCAUUGGUAUUUUGGGCAUGGGUAACAUUGGUAGGGCUAUCAGAGACAGGUUGCUUGGAUUUGGUGUUAAAAAGAUACUUUACUACAACAGAAGCAGGUUACCAUCGGAGCUUGAAAAGGACUCCGAAUAUUGUUCCACGAUUGAAGAACUGGUUUCGAAGAGUGAUGUCAUUUCAAUAAGUCUCCCACUCAAUGAGAAUACAUACCAUUUGAUCAAUGCCGAUUUGAUCGGCCAUAUGAAGAAUGGCGUGGUCAUUGUCAACACCGGAAGAGGAGCAGUUGUGGAUGAAGCCUCCAUCAAGGAAGGUAUAAAAAGUGGCAAAAUCAGAAGCUACGGGUCGGAUGUUUUCGAAAAUGAACCCAAUGUAGACCAAGAGUUGGUCAAUAUGUCCCAGGUUGUUUCACUGCCUCAUUUUGGUGGUUCAACGCUGGAAACCCACAUAGAUAUGGAGAAUGAUGUGGUCAGAAAUGUCGAGUCUUUCUAUAAAACCGGUCUGGUUAAAAACCUCGUUCCAGAUCACAAGGGCCUCUUUCAGCAUCUGUAA